This is a messenger RNA of Kuraishia capsulata CBS 1993, 1140 nucleotides long. RefSeq lists its product as uncharacterized. The transcript has a single exon. Gene Ontology annotation, molecular function: GTP binding; GTPase activity. Gene Ontology annotation, cellular component: mitochondrion. Lineage: Eukaryota; Fungi; Ascomycota; Pichiomycetes; Pichiales; Pichiaceae. The record is from RefSeq and is a predicted model, not a curated record. Bases 1 to 1140 code for a protein of 379 amino acids.
AUGAGCCAACAGAAAAUAACCAAGGUUGCCUCAAUGGCGGCUUCGGUGUCAAAAUUCAUCCCAAGAACCGUGUUCCCGGAUUACCGCGUAUCGCUGGCUGAUUUCAAGGGCCACCAUGUGGUUGCCAUGACCAAACUCACACAGCUGGCUCCUCAGAUAGACCUGGUGCUCGAGGUGCGAGACUCCAGAGCUCCUAUAAGCACAGGAAAUGUGCUCUUAGACAGACCAUUACAGGGGAAGGACAAAAUCGUAUUAUACUCCAAGUCUGAUCUGUCUAAUCUGGAUCCCCAGCUACUGAAGAAAUGGCACAGGUCUGAGUCCGAAUACAUGAUCUUCAACUCGAACUCUGAUCGUGAUAAAAAAAAGCUUCUGCAACUUUGCAAGCAGAAACAUGCUGAGAUGUAUCCACCACCUCCUCUGGGCUUGCGAAUGAUCGUAACAGGGAUGCCUAACGUCGGAAAGAGCGUUAUCGUUAAUAACCUCAGGCGGCUUGGGAUGGGUGGUAAGCGCAAUGGGUAUGGCAAGAAUGUGGCACGAACCGGGGGCCAGCCCGGUGUCACCAGAUCGACUUCCGAGGUCAUUUGGAUUUCCAAGAGCCCUUCCAUCUACGUUUAUGACACGCCUGGAGUUUCGUUGCCGCAAGCAAAGAACUCAGAGACGAUGAUCACUCUGGCUCUGGUGGGCGCAGUGAAGCCCACCAAGGUGGACCCGGUGAUAGUGGCUGAUUAUUUGCUUUAUGUCCUGAAUUUGCAAGAUCCAACAGGUGGACUAUACAGCGAUUAUCUCAAAGAUCCUACUAACGAUAUUUCGGUGUUAUUGAGGGCAAUAGCCAUCAAGCUCAAGAAGUACAGAUACGUUGAUAAGAAGAUCGUGGUGGACGAGACGGGAACAGCCAUCCAUUGGGUAGAUAAGUGGCGUCAGGGAAGAACCAAGAAGAAGGUGGUAUUUGAGGCUGCCGCUAUUCCUGGUGCCACAGAGGCAAAUGAAUCUAAAGAUUUUUUGGAGCAGAGGUUUGUGGAUGAGAAGGAAAGAGUCAAUCGUAUGGACAUCGAUCUGAAUAGGACGGGCAAGUCCAGCAUAAACGCGAGACGCGCUUUCAAGCAGAAGAGGGCAGAUAGAGCAAACCUGUUGUUCAGGUGA